This is a messenger RNA of Lontra canadensis (Northern American river otter), 609 nucleotides long. RefSeq names its product stathmin-like. Gene Ontology annotation, cellular component: cytoplasm; neuron projection. Gene Ontology annotation, molecular function: tubulin binding. Lineage: Eukaryota; Metazoa; Chordata; Mammalia; Carnivora; Mustelidae. The transcript has 3 exons. The record is from RefSeq and is a predicted model, not a curated record. Gene Ontology annotation, biological process: neuron projection development; microtubule depolymerization; regulation of microtubule polymerization or depolymerization.
AUGCCUCACUCAUAUGGAAAGAUAAGUGAAAAAAAAUUCAGGAUAGAAGGCCCAUUUAGAAACAGAGUGUCUUUGACCAGGGGUGUUUUCAUUACCAUACAUCUUGAGAAUAUAAGUUCAGCAAUAGCGACUCGAAGCACAGCAAGUCUUAUGCUUUCAGUGGCUACUUCUGAUACCCCAGUGAAAAAACUGGAGAAGCAUGACUCAGGCCAAGCUUUUGAGUUGAUUGUCAGCCCUCAACCAAAAGAAUUCAUCCCAGAAUUCCCCCUUUCCCCUCCAAAGAAGAAGGAUCUUUCCCUAGAGGAAAUUUGGAAGAAAUCAGAAGCUGCAGAAGAAAAACACAAGUCCCAUAAAGCAGAGGUCUUGAAGCAGCUUGCUGAGAAAGGACAGCAUGAGAAAGAAGUGCUUCAAAAAGCAACAGAAGGAAAGAACAACUUCAGUAAAAUGGCAGAAGAAAAACUGACUCACAAAAUGGAAGCCAACAAAGAGAAUCGGGAGGCAUAAAUGGCUGCCAAACUGGAACGCUUGUGAGAGAAGGACAAGUAUGUUGAAGAAGUGUGGGCAAACAAAGAAUCCAAAGAUCCUAUUGAUAAAACUGACACUGACUAA